GGUAUUUUCUAGCUAAAUUUACUAGCCACGUGCAUUAGAAGUGAAUUAACAAUGACGACCAAAGUGGCGGGAAAGAAAUUCAAAUGGUCGCUGGAGUUCAACAACAAGUCUCGCAGCAGCGGCUCCGAUAUAGCCGCACCACCUGGCUAUAAUCCAUCGGCCGACGUGAUCAGCAGCAAGGUAGUGAACCAGACCGACCAGAGUCAUCUUAUCCUGAAGAAAUCGUGGGAAAUUGCGCUUGGCCCGAUCAAACAGUUCCCGAUGAACCUGGUCAUCAUGUACAUGUCGGGCAAUUCCAUCAGUAUCUUCCCGAUCAUGAUGGUGGUAAUGAUGUUCAUCCGCCCGGUCAAAAUGAUGCUGUCGACACAUUCCACGUUCAAGGUGAUCGAGGGUAUCUCGGCCACUGGACAGAAGCUGGUGUUUUUGCUUGGCAACCUCGUCAAUAUCGGACUAGCGCUGUACAAGUGCCACAGCAUGGGUCUGCUUCCAACGCAUGCGUCCGAUUGGUUGGCAUUCGUCGAGCCGCAAGCACGGCUGGAAUAUUCCGGCGGAGGCGUCUCGUUGCUUUGAGCAUAAACAACAACACGAGAACCACCCGGGAGUGCAUUUUUAUGAACUGUUUGUAUUUAUUUUUCACUACCAUGUAGCGGAUGGUGAAGGAGGUAACAAUAAAAAGCUGUAAUCAAUAUACAAUGAUGAAUAUGUAUUUGUUGCAAACAUGGAUCUCGAACGAAAAUUUGUUUAUUUCUG
Anopheles nili is the source of this 750-nucleotide messenger RNA. It is a transcript of the gene EMC4, whose product is annotated as ER membrane protein complex subunit 4. Gene Ontology annotation, biological process: protein folding in endoplasmic reticulum. The record is from RefSeq and is a predicted model, not a curated record. Gene Ontology annotation, cellular component: EMC complex. NCBI's taxonomy places the organism in Eukaryota, Metazoa, Arthropoda, Insecta, Diptera, Culicidae. Bases 52 to 570 code for a protein of 172 amino acids. The transcript is spliced from 2 exons.